UGUAUAAAAGCCGCGACGCCACGAGAGUGCUCCAGCUACCGCAGAGGCUGCCAACCACGACUCUGCCCCUCCUGCUCCAGCUACUCCCCUCCCAGCCCCCGCCCCCCCCCACACCUUUAUCUAUCCAUCGCUCCCCUCCCAUUCCCUCCUCUCGCUCCGUCCGAUCUCUCGCCGGAGCUCGGAGACUCUGUCCGAGGUCCAUGCGCUCCUGGGGGGGUGCCUCUCUGCGCGUCCUCGUCAGCCGCAGACCCCAAGAGCUCCCCGGGCUGACUCGCCCAGAGGGCUCCGCUCGCUGAGGCUCGGCUCGCCUCCCCCCCCCCCCCCCGUCCAUCUCAAAACCCACGGUCAUCCUCAACCCGGCGGACACCAUGAACGUCUCCGAUUUUCUGGACAUCGCCGUGCUCUCGGCCGCUCUCGCGAACUCGUCCAGCGCGGCGGACGGCAACGGCACCGCGGUGCGACUGGGCGCCACUCUGUGCUGCUUAGAGAACGCGACGGCGGGCGGGCAGGUGCCGCCAGCCGGGGGAGACGGGAGCGGUCCCCUCGGCCCCCUCGCAGACGCGGGCCGCCUCUACAUGUUCCGCCUGACCCAGAUCGCCGUGAUGUGCGUGCUGUCGCUGACGGUGGUGUUCGGCGUCUUCUUCAUCGGGUGCAACCUGCUCGUCAAGUCGGAGGGCAUGGUCAACCUCCUCGUGCGGGAGCGCCGCCACUCCAAGGACGUGGAGGCGGUCAUCGUGAGGACUUAACCCGCCCGGGGGGGGUCGUUUGGCCGCAGGAGGUGGAGCAUGACACGAGGUGUGUGGGUUGGGGGGGGUACGUACGUGGAGCCCCCCCACCCUCUCCCCCUGACCCCCCUCGCCCCCCCCCCCCUUCUUGAGUGCGGCUGAGCAGCAGGUGGUUGCGCAAUCUCGUCUCGCAGUGCCGCCGAGCAGAAGGAGCGAUCGUCCUCGUGAAGAGCGCGACUCGACACGGAAGAAGCGAGGAUGUGUGUCCACGGUGCCGAGCAGAGCGCGCCUGGCACGUGAAGAUCUAAGCGCGACAACGGCUGUCGCGACAACGGCUGUCGCGACUAACAGGUGUCGCGACAGCGCGAGACUCGAGCGAUCGCGCGCGUGUGCGCGUGGGGCUGGAGGCGCUGUGCAUUCCAAACUCGCCUUAGCGGAUGGAGUUAAACGGUUUAUGGCCCCCUUAUCUGCGUUAUGCGUAAAAUGCGACGUGUCAAGUGCUCGUCGGAGUUUCGUGUGUCCGCGGAUGCGCGGAUGCGUGUGUGUGUGUGCGCGCAGUGGUUAGAGCACUGCGCUGCGAACCCGACUACCCGCGUUCGAUUCCCAUUCACAAACCAAGAACAGUGGGGAAUAUUUAAACCGGUCAUGGGCCUCCCCAAGGUCGACUGAAGAUUGAAUAAUGAGUACCUAGUGCGGUGUAUAAAUAUCAGCACUCAUGAGACAAAGGGGGUAGGGCGUGGUGCUGGCCCACCCACCCCUCGUGUGCCGUGCCGGCCCUUCAUAGGUGCUCGCUAACAGCACUUGCCCUCCCUACACGGGGGGGGGGGGGAAUCUUCGUCUUCGUCUCGUGCGCGCGCGGUACGGACGCGCGUUGCGCAUGCGCAUGAUGGAUAUGCUUUUUGACGUCGUGAGUGGUUUCGUAACGAUCUCGCAAAGGAGCGAAUAAAAUUGUGCGUGGAGAAACUUCUCUGUAAUCGCUUUGAUUGCCGCU
Messenger RNA from Lethenteron reissneri (Far Eastern brook lamprey), 1716 nucleotides. RefSeq names its product protein reprimo-like. The record is from RefSeq and is a predicted model, not a curated record. NCBI's taxonomy places the organism in Eukaryota, Metazoa, Chordata, Hyperoartia, Petromyzontiformes, Petromyzontidae.